GUCGUCUUAAGGCAAUGAAUUAAUUUUUGAAUCGUUUGACAGUGGAGUAUACAAUAUCAAUGAUUUUCAAACUGGGGGGAGGGGGCUUUAAUACUUUUUUUAGGGUCGCCAAAAAACUUGGUGACAUUUUAUAAAAAUAGAGGGUCUUGACCUCAAUAAUAUCGAGCACAUAUCUCAAACGCUAUUUGCGCCUAUGGGCAUACCUAUAAAUCUAUUAUAUAGUGUACCUAUUAUUUUAUUACUAAAGGUUAGGUUAGACGUAUAAUAUCUCCAGCACGUGACCCGGACACGAGUUAUGAAACGAUUGCGAGGGCGGGGGCUAAUCCAAUACGCACAAAAUAUGUGAAAUACCAGAAUUAUAUAUUAAUAACAAGGUACCUACUUAGCUGAUAUAACCCGGGUCUGCUGCGGACAUAAAAUUAUUUGUUGUUACCACAUCGUCACUGUAAUGACGAAAAGGCGUAACUAUAAUAACAUUAUAUACACAUAGGUUUUCCAAUACAAAUUCAGAAACGCCUUUCUGCAGUCGUUACAGUGACUGGAAAAUAAUAUAUAUAUUUCGUAGGUAUGUAAUUUAUACUUAACAUUUAACCUGUGACGUUCUGACAUAUUUUAUACGAGGCAAUGCGUUUGAAUGUAUUUUACAGGCCGGCAUAACUUCGGGUUGUAGAUAACUAAAGCGGGUGGGUACCUACUCAAAUACCUACCGUAGCCGGUGUAUUAUGUCAUUUUGUUGUGAAUACGAUAAAUCAUCGACGAUAGCGCGGACGACGACGACUUUGCUGCAGGAUAGGUACCGCGGUCCUGGUUAUGAUAUUAUUAUUGUUAUAUUAUAGCGAUGCGAUCGGAAGUUCCACUUUCGAUUUCCACUGUCGCGGCGGCGGCGGCGGCGGUAGCUACAACAGGACGUGUAGAGGGAACGGGAAAUCGAGUCUGCGGGGACCGGUUCCGCGUGUGGCGGUCCGCCGCAGCGAGUUUGCGGCUUUCAUUCGUCACGCGACAACCGUAUAGUAUAAUAUUGGUACGCGCGACGACGACGUCACCCGCGCACGUCGCCGCCGCCGCCAGACUCGUGUCGGGCAUUCAAGUCUCCGAUCGCGAUUUUGUCAUUUAUUUUAUUUACUUUACCGUCCACCGGCCAGCAAGUCGCACGCGGCCGACUGUAAUAUUUUAACGCGUCGUCAUAUUAAUUUUACGUUUCGCUUUUAUAAUAAUAUUAUUAGGUGUUAUUAUCGAUGGUAAUAAUAAUAUAAUAGUAUAUAGGUUAAUAAUAGCUAAUAUUUUCGCCACAUCCGUAUCGGUUGAAAUACACGUUUCCGCCGCCGAGUGACCAAAUUAUAUUAAUAUUACCGCGAACGUGGUAUACGCUGUACAGUGGUAUACUCUAGUGGUAUAAUAAUGCUCUGCACUUUACACGAUCUGUUUCCAAUGGGAUCUCAGUAGUCAUCGUGGUGCUGGGGACCAUAAUUACUAAUUAUGUUGUUGUCUCAGACACGUCGUGUGAAGUCUUCCGCUGCUGCGGUACGUCGUUCAUCGGAAAUCGCCCGCCUGACGUACCUGUUCUACUGUGUGUUCCAACUCGCCAUUUUGGGAACGGUAGCGUCCAAAAUCGACGGAGGAUGGGACACGGAGCCGAACACGCAGUACCAUAUACAGACGGAUGAAGGGCCCGAAAGGUAUUUCAAGUAUCAGACCAUUAGUGGUCAGUACCGUAAGGAGAGGCGACUGCAAGAUGGAAGCGUGGUCGGAACGUACGGCUGGGUAGACGCAGACGGUUAUUUGAGACUCAACGACUACGUAGCCGAUUCGAAGGGUUACAGAAUAGUGAAGAACAAGAAGCUGUUCGUCGGCACUCAGACGCCCGUCAGUCAAGCCGUAUCGGCGGCCAAGUACGUGCCACCGAUAGCCGGCACGGCCGUCUCGGUGUCACCGUACCGGUCGGCCACGGCCGCGAUUGUAACCCGGCCGGCAGCCGUCGUAGCGGUCACUCGAGCGCCGCCCAGCGAAUCUUCGUGGCGCGGUUCGCCGUUCGUGUACCCGUCCGACACCCAAUCGUCGCCAUUGCGGUUCCCUGCGGCCGGGUCACCGCCACGCUCGGUGGCCUCUCAGUUCCGGCGGCCGCAGCCUAGCAGCACCGCGUCCCCCGCCGCCGACUAUAACUAUUCCGUGCGGCCGGUGGACGUCAACUCGAUCGCGGGCACCGCGGACGGCGGAGACGGUGACGACGACGACGCGCGACGACGACCGUACAGACGGCGUUCGUCGUCGUCUUCGUCCACUGCGGCCACGGUCGCGGCGUCCACGGCCGCGGAACAGCAGCCGCUGUACGAGCAACCGUUGCGGCCGCAAACGUUCCGGCCCGCGUACCGCAAGGUGGUGGACAUGUCAGCCAGGACGACGCCGGGACCGCCGGCAGAACAGGCGCAGUACGACGGCGUGUCGUUCGUCCGGAACGGCUUCAAGUACUACCUGCCCCGGCACUACCACGAGGAACAGUCGGACGACGUGGGUGACACGCGCGCGGGCAGCUUCGGUUACGUGGACCCGUUCGGCAUCAGGCGGGUAGUCUACUACAACACGGCGCCCGGCACCGGGUUCGUGCACCGUAAGAACAACCGUUACGUGGGCCUCGACGCCGAGCCCUACGACCCACGUCCGUCGCAGUGAUCGGGCCAUCGUACCGCCGACGACGGGUCCUGUCCGACAAUGUAUUAUAAUAAAGGCGAGUGUCCGCUAAACGCGUUGUAACCAUGGUAAGAACGUGGUUAAUCGCUCAGUAACCUAACCUAACCGACCGAUCGCAUUUCAAGGAUUUACGCAAACGCGUAUAUAGUGGAAGCCCGCCUUUAUAAAUUAUUAUUGGUCGUCGUCGUCGUCUUCGGGUUAGGUCUAGUAACACGGUGCACGUGUACAUAUUUAUAUAUAUAUAUACAGCAGAACCAUAACAAACCAUAACCCCGCACAGCCGGUCGCCCGGGGGAUGCGCGCGCAUGACGUAAUAAUAAUAGUAUUAUCGUAUGGUCACAUCAGCUAUCGCGUAAUAAUAUUAUAUUAUAGAUGGUUGUAUUAUUACACACACGAGCCAUAACGCGAAGUUAAAGAAUCAUCGUCCGUUCUCCUCCGGUGCAGCAGCAGCAGCGAUGCUCGUAGGUACCUAUAUAGGUAGGUAGUUGUAAUAAUGAUUAGCAUUUUUUUAUUAUUUUCUUUUUCUGCGAUCCCCUUACAACAAUUUUCAUUUGUUGCCUAUAUAAUAAUAUUCAAUAUAUAUAUAUAUAUAUAUAUAUAUGAUACUGUUAAUGAUAUAGAACAUGACUACCACUACUAUAUAGAAGGCGUCGUAUAAUACUAAGUAGAAAAACUCACAAUUUAUUAGAAUAUUAUAAGAUACACACUCAGAGACAAUCGGUGGGCGUGCGUUACGACUGGAGACUUGAUGUGGACCGCACAAUAGAAUACGUAAUAGGUAAUAAUAAUAUAUAAUAUGUAAUUAUUUUCAAAACAUCGCCAUUAGUGUCGCCGUUCGACGGUGACGAUAACCAGUAUAGGCUGAGUGUAGACUAUAAAUAUUAUUAUAGGCUCUGCUACAACCGUAGUGUUCGAUAAUUAAUUUUCAACUAUUAUAAUAUAGGCAGGUACGCAGCGCCCAGUGGUGUACUGAUAAGGUGCAGAGUAGGUGAAACAGCUAAUUGACCGAUAUACCGCGUGACCACAAAAACAGGGUACACAGAAAAAAGUGAAGUUGUUGCGCACGCGCAAGAGUUAAAAAAAUAUUAAGUCAUAGGAAUUAAUCAGCCAAUAGUUGUUUAGUCUUGUGUCCCGCGAACAGAGUUCAAAACUUUGUAUAGGGUAUUGAGCAAUAUAAGUAACUGAGUUAAAUAUAGUGUACCCUGCAGACUUUGUAGGCACACGGUAUAUUAUUUUGUCGGUUACUGUAUCAGAGACUGUUACCAAUAGAAUCGUUCUCCGGAAAUAUUUUAUCGAGUUU
Messenger RNA from Acyrthosiphon pisum (pea aphid), 3985 nucleotides. RefSeq lists its product as uncharacterized. Gene Ontology annotation, molecular function: structural constituent of chitin-based larval cuticle. Lineage: Eukaryota; Metazoa; Arthropoda; Insecta; Hemiptera; Aphididae. Bases 1477 to 2667 code for a protein of 396 amino acids. Gene Ontology annotation, cellular component: chitin-based extracellular matrix. The transcript has 3 exons. The record is from RefSeq and is a predicted model, not a curated record.